Messenger RNA from Adineta ricciae, 1719 nucleotides. Lineage: Eukaryota; Metazoa; Rotifera; Eurotatoria; Adinetida; Adinetidae. The record is from the annotation of a GenBank genome assembly.
AUGACUUGUGCUUUACAGUCAUAUCAAUCAUCGACAUACGCAGUUAAGAACGAUCGAAUUGUUUAUAUCGAAGGAGAAUCGUAUGUUGAAAAUGUAGUUCGUGGUUAUGACACAGUAUGGGCAUAUUUUCAUGAAAACAAAAACAGUCUUAUUAGUGGACAAAGUUUAGAAGCAAAUGUCGGAAUUAUUCUUAGCUGUGGAACAUUUUCCUAUGCGCACAUGCCCAAAGAUUUCAUUUAUAUCACAGGAGUUUCGGGAACCUUAAGGACGCUAGCUAAUGCAGAGAAGAAUAUCCUUUCAGAAGUUUACGGAAUUUCUAGAAAUACGUUUAUGCCCUCGGUUUUUGGUAAAAGUAAUCGAAAUUAUUAUCCAAAAAGUGAUGUUGAAGCUGUAGAGAAAUCCGAAUAUUUUACACGAAUUCAAGAAGAAGUUGAUACAAUGGUCAAUGCCAAACGUUCUAUUCUCGUUUUUUUCGAAUCCGAAGAACGUCUGUUAGAAUUUUAUAAUUGUGAUCGCUUAGCAUCAAUGAAACAUCUACUACUGAGGGGUAAAGUGACAUUGUUGACACGAACAUUUGGACGAGGAACAGAUUUUAUUUGUCGAAAUCAACAAGUUUUAGCGAAUGGAGGAAUUCACGUUCUACAAACAUUUUUUUCGAAAGAACUUUCGGAAGAAUAUCAGAUUAUGGGAAGAGGAGCGCGACAAGGCGAUCGAGGUUCAUAUCGAAUGAUUUUGUUAGAAAAUGAUUUAGAAUGGGUUCUCGGUUCCGAUUGGGAUAAGAAAAUAAAUGAGAUAAAAGGUUCAACUCUUUAUGAAGCUCUAAAUGAUGAACGAACCAAACUGUACGAAGCGAAUUGCGCAGGAAAAACAUGCGGAAUUAAUCAAUGUGAAGCAGAUCAUAAUAAAUCGAAAAACUUUCUUGAUGCGAUUGUCAAUGGAGAUAUGAAUAUUGUUCAGAACUUUUUACUUGAACAAAAUCGUGGACCAAAUAUCUAUGCGAAUGUUUCUCGUACAGUUUUGUUAAUAGACGCAACAGGAUCGAUGUCGAAUCUUCUAAGCGCGACAAAAGAUACCGUUUGUACGAUGUUCGAACGCGCUUCAGAGAUUUUAAAGGAGAAAAAAUUACCGAGCGAUAUUUUUUCGAUGCAAUUCGUCGUUUACAGAAACUACAAUUCGCAAGCCGAGAAGAUUUUAGAAGUCUCGCCUUGGGAAACGAAAGGUAGUGGGUUAAGAGCGUUUAUGAAUACGAUUGGACCAGAAGGAGGAUGGGGAGCCGAAGCGAUUGAGAUUGGACUAUGGCAUGCAGUUAACGAGAGUGAGACGAGAGAAUCGAUUUCACAAGUGAUUUUAAUUGGAGAUGCACCAGCAAAUUCCCAAGGAGAUGUUUCUUCGAAACGAGCGCGUUAUGGAGAAAAUUAUUGGAAAACGACGAAGUUUUCUAAACCGACUUUUUAUCAAGAUGAAUUAAAGAAAUUAAAAGACAAAGAUAUUCCAAUCCAUACAUUUUAUUUGACUGACUAUGCGAAGAGUAAUUUUGAAGAAAUCGCUAAAGAAACGAAAGGUCGAUGCGAAUUCCUCGAUAUUCGUUCUAGUGCAGGAAUUGAUGCUCUGACUAAUUAUGUUACCGAAGAAGUUUUGAGAAAAGCAGCUGGAAGCCAAGGAGAAGAAGCUGUGAAGUUAUACAGAGAAAAAUAUGGCAAAGUUACUUUCACAUCGUAG